Molecule: messenger RNA, 1124 nt
Organism: Medicago truncatula (barrel medic)
Lineage: Eukaryota; Viridiplantae; Streptophyta; Magnoliopsida; Fabales; Fabaceae
Product: fasciclin-like arabinogalactan protein 12
Exons: 1
Coding region: 61-813 (250 amino acids)
Biological process (GO): plant-type secondary cell wall biogenesis
Cellular component (GO): plasma membrane
Source: RefSeq, a predicted model, not a curated record
CCUCAUUCCCACUUCAAGGUCCACUUCUCCAUUCUCUUCUCCCCUUUCAACAAACUCAAGAUGGUAAAGAUGAACUAUCCUCUCUUCACACUCUCACUUCUCCUAAUAGUCCUCUUCUAUCCCACCACCAUAAAUUCAGCAUCUGAAUCACCAGCACCAUCACCAUCAUCAGCCCCAACAGAUAUUAUCCGAAUCCUCAAAAAAGCCGGUGGAUUCACCACCCUUAUCCGCCUCCUCCAAACCACUCAAGUAGCCACACAAAUCAAUGCACAACUCCUAAACUCAAACAAUGGACUAACACUCUUUGCACCAAAUGACAAUUCCUUUUCAACCCUCAAACCUGGUUUUCUCAAUUCCCUUAAUGAUCAACAAAAGAAUGAGCUUAUUCAAUUCCAUGAACUACCCUCAUUUGUUGCACUCUCAAAUUUUGAUACUUUAAGCAACCCAGUUAGAACACAAGCUGGUGAUGAUCCUGAGAGAUUAGCAUUGAAUAUAACAAGUUCAGGGACUCAAGUGAAUUUAACAACUGGUGUUGUUAAUGCUACUGUUGGUGGUAGUGUUUUUUCUGAUCAUCAACUUGCUAUUUAUCAAGUUGAUAAGGUUCUUCUUCCUAAGGAUUUCUUCAUUCCCAAGUCUCCUCCACCGGCUCCGGCACCAGAAAAGAGUAAAGAUUCCAAGAAAAAAUCUGCAGAGGGUCCUGCAUCUUUAGAUGAUAAUGACAAAUCAUCUGCUAUGAGUUUGAAGGACAAGAAUGGAAUAAUGUUGAUAUUUGCAGUUUAUAUGGUUAUUGCUGCAACUUUAUUUUCAUUGUGACUAUUAUGAGAAGUCUGAAAAAAAUUACAAACUAAGUAUGCAGGAAAUUCUGCUAUUUGGGGGGUACAUUGUUGUUUUCUUCAUGAAUUUCAUUUUUAUGUGUUGGAUUGGUUGGGAAUUUUGUAGCACUUUCCAAUGAUUGUUAAUUUUUAUUUAUUUUGCUUUCCCUUUUGCUGAAGAGUCAAGUAAGUUUGUGGUGAAAAUUGUAUUCAAUUUUGAAGGCUUUAUUUCCUUCUUUAUUGGUUGUCAUUCCUUCACAAAGUAAAAGCUGAUAUUAUAAUGGGAAAUUUUGUGUACUCUUCUAAGUUGCA